Dreissena polymorpha is the source of this 6729-nucleotide messenger RNA. Its product is annotated as zinc finger C2HC domain-containing protein 1C-like. Lineage: Eukaryota; Metazoa; Mollusca; Bivalvia; Myida; Dreissenidae. The record is from RefSeq and is a predicted model, not a curated record. The transcript has 3 exons. The coding region runs from base 329 to 2152 and encodes 607 amino acids.
GAAUUUGCCAGUGUGUAUUAAUAAUCAGUGAUGCAAAGUUGUGAAUAACAAACAGUUUGAUAGUAAUAGCUAUAGAAAAAAGGACAUUAUAAACCAAAGACAUUCAGAUUUAAAGCAGAUACUGAUUAUGUCUUAAGAAAAGUAAUAACUGUUAAGAAGCUAUUUAAAAAUAGUGUAAUUUAUUAUUUUGGUAACAAUGUGAUCUGAAAGGCUUAGGAAUGUUGAACUAUAUAUUUUUUUGUCACACUGUUAUAGUAUUUUUCUUGUAAAUUUCAGGGUGGCCAACUUUUUUUUUGAGGACGUUUGUAUAACUUAUUCUUAAGGAGUUAUGGACAGGAAUGGAGUGAUGCAGGGAGGAUCCAGAAUACCCAGGUUUGCUGGGGCAGGAGGAACAAUGGCUUCAACAAAUUACAGGACAGAACCAUUGCCUGAUAUUGGUCAGAAGCCAUCAAGGUUACAAAUGAUGCAGCAAGAAAUACAGAAAAAUAUAUUGAAGGAAAAGGAAAACAAGAUAAUCAACAUGUAUGAAGAGAAUCAACAAAAGGCCUUGCAAAAAGUAAAUUCUGGCCGCGGCCAUGUGCGGGACUUCUUUGAACAGCGGCGAAAAAUGGGCCCCACAGACAACUUGUCACCAACAAUGGAGCAGCUGUAUCAACAGAAGAAAAGUGAGUCACAAGUGUCAGGGUUUUCAAAUAGUUCAGGCAGGGUUAACAAUAGGUUUGGGUAUGGGACAAAUACACAGCAGAAGUUAAGUGCUGGUAGGGAUAGGUCGAACCUUCUUGCACCAAUACAGAAAAAUGGAGGUCAAAAUGCAGACGGCAAUCCGUUUGGUAAGAAACCUCAGAUUGUACGACCAAGGACUUACACGGGUAAAGGAAUGCCUCCUCAGAAUAAGGAAAAUGUUCAUGUUGUUAGCCAUUUCACUCCGAAAAGUGCUCCAGCUGGUGAAAUGUUCAAUCAUUCACAGAAUAAUUACGAGGACGAAACUCCGCCGCCCAAUCCCCAACAGCUAGCACGCCUUCAGCAGAAACGGAAAAUGUUACAGCAGCAGCAACAGGGCAAUAAGAAUGUCGGGCCUCAAAAACAAUUGAUGAAAAACAAUAGACAUGGUCGCAAUCAGUUUGAAUAUGAACCUUCUGACGAGGAAGAUGAUGAGGGAUUUGACGACAACAGCACCAAUUCUGGUGACGAUGAGUUGAAACGGAAACAGCAGGAGUUACUGGCCCAGAUUGAGGCACAGCAGAGGGAAUUGGAUCGCCUCAGGAAUGAGAGGAUGCAGGCUGAAAUAGAGGAACGAAAAGAAGAAGAACGCCGGCGAAAGGUUGAUGAUGAACGAAGAAAACAGCAGGCAGAAGAUUUGGCGAGAAGAAGGAGGGAGGAUGAAGAGGAGAGAAUGAGGGAACAAUUCGAUGAUGAAAAACGACUCAAGAUUGAGGAAGAAAAACAGCGUAUGAAGAAAACAGGCCCCCCUUUGUCAAGAAUGACAAAUAAGUCAGUCAUUGAAGCCAGGCACCAAGACAGUUACAGCCAUAGGGAGGAUUAUGAAGAAAACACACCAACACCCCCACCUCACCCUAAACCUGCCAACACUCGUAAAUCUGUACCUCAGAAACGUGCCCAACCUCAGAAGAAUAGUCCAAGUCCACCUCCAUUACCGAAGAGCGAUGUUUCUCUGUAUGAUAAUGCUAUUGCUCUAGAAGGUGCAUUUGAAAAUGUGGGUCACCUUAAGGCAUGCUACAAUUGCGGUCGCAGUUUCGCGGCAGACAGGUUGGAAAAACAUGAGCAGGCAUGUAAGAACAUUACCAAGAAAAGGAAAGUCAUGGAUUCAUCAAAGUUGCGAACAAGAGGCACUGAAUUGGAGCAGUAUGUUGCAAAAGCAAGCAAGAGUAAAGCAUCUGAAAAGUCGGGCAAGAAGAAGGGCAACUGGCGGUCACAGCAUGCUAGUUUCAUCGAGGCAAUCCGCUAUGCGAAGAAAUGCAGUCAGAUCGAGAAAGAGGGAGGGAAACUCUCCGACCUCCCUCCCCCACCCGUCUCUGAGAACCCGGACUAUGUGCAGUGCCCGUAUUGCACACGCAAGUUUAACUCGACAGCUGCUGAACGCCAUAUACCUCACUGCAAGAACUCACGAGCAAAACCACCCCCAAAACGGUGAUGAAGUUAGCUUUGAGUCAAUGGUUAAUUUAUGCUGUUGAUUUGCAGCUUUGUAGAUUUUUAGCCACUUACUGGUAAUUUGGAAUGUCAACUUUUGUUAAAAAAAGUCAACUUAGUCAGCAAAUGGUUCAUUUAUUACAUUCUUAUUAUUUGUAAUGAUACAGAGGUGUAUUGUUGUUUAAAUAUAAAUUAUUAUAUUAUCUUUACCAGCAUAUGUUUACAGGAUUUUGUUAUUAGGAAAUAAUGUUAUUUGUUUAAAAAAAGGUGUGCUGUUUUGUUUGUGUUUGUAUGUUUUGUUGUAAAAUAAAUAAUUAUUUUAGUUGAAGAUUAUUAAACGCAUUUAUGAAUUCAAUUUAUUAUUUUAAAUUAUUCCCAGUACUUUUGUGUACCCAUGCAUUGCUUUUAAAAAAAAGCUUUCUAAUAUGUUAUAUUUAACUUUAUAUAUUUAAUGCUGUCUUGCCCAUAGUCGCUCAAAUAUAUGUAUAAACAUAAUGGAAUGUCACAGAAAUAAAAAGUCUUAUGAAUUAUAUAAAUAGCUGGAAGUUAUACCAUAUCUACAAAAAGUGCAUAUACCGGUACUGUCAUUACUUUUAUAUUUAAUAAUUUUGUAUUUAUCAUAUACUUAAACUUACUGUAUUCUCCACUUUCCUGCAUGGAGUUAAGUACGGUUAAUGUUAUUACAUCGGAAACAAUUAUUUAGUUUAUAUUGUGCUCAGAUUAUUUGAAAUCUGAAUCAAAUGUGGUAAAACUUCAUUGAAUUUAAUUGACCAUUUCAUAAUUUUAGAUGCCACUGGUAACAUUGAGGAUUACCUGUAUUUUGUUAUAGGAUGCAAAAUUAAUCUGAAAACAUUGAACUCUAUAAGCAUAAUUAUUUUUUGUUUUCUAUAUUUUUAAUCAAUUAAGUUUUUGCUUGUGAAAGUGCACACUUACCUGGAGAGGAAUUUUGAAGUACAUACACAUAGUUGAUUGAGUAUGAACACUUAUGUAUGCAGCACAAGAAUUGUAAAUCUAUAUUAAUUCAUUAAGACGAGCAUCAGAAUAUUGUUUGUGAACUUAAAUUACAAGAAAAUGUGCUUGUUGUAAUAUGCUUUUGGAGAAGAAAGACCAUAUGGCUUUGUCAACUCUGUGGAAGUAAUACAUCUGCAUAGCUGCAGGUAUUAAAGUUCUUUGUAAGUGCAUGGUUUUAACCAUUUACCACUUAUAUGCUAAGUGAAAAUGGCUGUUUGCAAACAGCAUAAACCCAGAACAGUGUGCUAGUAACACGCAGUCUGUUCAGGUUUUAUGCUGUUUGCUGCUCACCAGUAUCUUAGGGUUGGAAAUGAAACCUUAAAAACUUGAAUCUGGUUAGAAAAGUCUUUAAUUAAAUGUAACUUUCCAAGGGACUACUUAUGCGUGAAAAUAGGUAUCUAAUUGGUAAAGGGUUAAAUACGUAUCUAAGUGGUAACGGGUUAAAUACGUAUCUAAGUGGUAAAGGGUUACCGGGAAGUCAGAGUGAGGUGGCUAGGGUUUUAUCUCGUCUUAGAUACCCAGUAUCGUUUGUCCAUUUGGAGACAAAACAUCAUACUUCCAUGGAGCUGCAUUUAUUUGGUUUAUAGCUAUGCUUUGUCAAAGUCAGAAAAAGAGAACUCGUAAAUAUUUGCUUAGAAUUUGAUUUUUAAUUUCGUAGCUGACUAAAAUGGGGACUUUUCUCUUGUGUUUUUAAUAAGAAAUAUAAACUGUCUUUGAGUUUAACAAUUGUUCUAUAUUAGGAAACCUUUCAAAAACAGUAAAACAACUUAUUUUGCCAAAAAUAUGUUAACAAAGAAAUUAUAGAGUGCAAUAUUCUGCAUUUUUUUUAAUUUAAAUUGAUCAAGAAAUGAUUGGCAAUCUGGUAUUUUUAAUUAUUUUAGGUUUUUAUGUUAUCUUUUUAUUAUGUUUAAAUGUUAUGUGUUUAGAAAAAGCAUUUUAGAUGCAAAGGUUACAUUUAAUUUGUUUUUGAUUUGUUUGCUUAUUUUUGUAUUUCAAUUUUAUUUUCAAUACAAAGCAAUAAGUUGGUGUUCAUAUUAAUACACAUACACCCCGUUUAUUAAUAUGUUUUUGGAACGCAACAACAUUUUAUCUGCGCUUGCUGUUAUACAAUAAGAAAAUUAUCUCAUUUGCCUGCCCCCUUGAAAGAAGAAACUAGCAUAUAGCAGUCCCACUGUUCAUCUUUUAAAGUGUCUGGAUGUUGGUGCGAAAUUCAUAUCUGAGCCAUAUAUUUGACAUAAUUAUAGUGAUUGGUUUUGAAAUAAGUUUGCACAAAUUUUGACCAUCCAGAAACAUCAGUUUCUGUACCCCAAAGGUCAAGGUCACAUUAAAAGUUAAAUAACUAAACUUUGGUCAUAUAACAUUCUUGUAAAUACCUGUCAUAAUAUAUAAUUUGUCAUAUAUUAAUGGAAUUUAAAACAGCUCGUGAUAAAUGUAAACCAUCAUAAGAUAAUGUGUAAGAUGCAACACCAGUCCACCUACUUAAAAGGUCAAGGUCACACUUAGGUUUUAAAAAGAAAAAUUGUCAUAUAGCUGUUUAAAAUACCGGUAUAUAUGAGCUGUGCUCUGUGAAAGGGGGUUUAAUUCAUGUGCGUACAGUGUCGUCCCAGAUUAGCCUGUGCAGUCUGCACAGGCUAAACACCGACAACAAUUUCCACCUAAACUGGAUAUAAGCGAUGACAAGACUUUCUUUAAAAGAAAAAUAACAUAAAAGAGGAAAGUGUUGUCCCUGCUUAGCCUGUGCAGACUGGACAGGCUAAUCUGGGACAACACUUUACCCACAUGCAUUUAACCUCUUUGAGCGCUGGAACCAGAUUUUGAAGGCCUUUGCAAACAGUUUGGAUCCAGAUGAGACGCCACAGAACGUGGUGUCUCAUCAUGAUCCAAACUGUUUGCUAUUCUGAUAGUAUUCUUUGAAAAAAAAUCGAAGAAAAUGCUAAUUUUAGAAAUUCAGCAGACAACAUUUUAGCAGACUACAAAUUUCCCAGCAUGCAAAGGGUUAACCUCAGAGCAAGGUCCAUGUAAUGAUGGAUUUUGAAAUGACUUGGCAAGGAUGGGUACCGGAUUUUGAAAUGACUUGGCAAGGAUAAGUACCAUCAGAAGAUGAGUCUAGUAGAGUAAUGAGACUCAAAUGGAAUGUCAGGGCAACCAUGUCUUGUUAUUUAUUUAAAACUCAUGAAAGUGCAAUUCAAAGAACAUCUAUCAUUCUUUCAAAGCCAGGGGAUUCUGGCAUUCAUUUUGACUAUACUUUAUUUCUUAAUUAACUUUUUUAGUACUGAGAAGCCAUAUUAGUUUCAUGAGAACAUCAUAACCAAUCAUGCAUUUGCAUAAAUUCUGACAAAUGUUUUGGAACAUGAAAAAACUGAAAAAAUGUCAACCAGCUGCAAAUUUUUUUUGAGAAUAUCCUUUAUUUUUUGCAAGGAUAUUUGACAAGGGAUUUUAAGUAAAUUGACUGGAGUAAGCAAUCAAGUGUUAUAGCUAAAAUAUUAACCCAUAAUUGGUUCACUCUAUCUGUGAUUAACGAGUUACUUAAGAACAGGGCCCCCAGUGGGUGCAUGCAAACACCCUUUGGUUGUCCCUGAAAUUUUGUAAUUCUUUUACUGCAGCAAAUUUACUUUUUUGUUUCACUAUUAUCAACAUGCAUUUAUAUUGCAUUUUGAACUUAAUACAUAUAUGUAAUUUCAUUGGUUUAUGUCAAACUGCUGUUAAUCUCACAUAGUAUGUAUUUAUAUUACAUAUUUGUGGCCACAGAAAAGACAUAACUAGCUAGAACACUUUACAGGCAACUAAGUAAUUAAAGUCAGUUCAUGGUUUUUAUGGUCAUUGCCUCAGUCUUUAAGUUUGUUAUGGAUGUACAUUUCAGACAUUUUGGUUUUAUUAGGUUUCCUCCUCAGACUAAAGUUAGAUUAUAAUAUAAAUUAGGAAGUGCAUAUUUUUGCAAAGCUUCUAUAUAAAUGUUUUUAGGGGUUGUUAUUCAAUUACAGUUUAGCAUCGUUGUCGCCACAGAUUUCCAGGACUGUAGAUUUGAAAACACUUGUUCUCUUUUCUUAUUACAUAAUCAUUAUUGAGCAUGCUAUUUUCAGUUUGGGUGUAAUAUAGGCUUUAACAUUCCAUUUUCUUUGUUCUGGUUAAUAUAUGUGAUUACUUCACAUACAUCUUUACUUGUGUCUCACCAACGCAUUACAAUAUGUAGAAAAGUGUAUCCAACCUUUUUUAAAUUUAUUAUGCAUUUUAAACAGACAGCUUUUGAUAUACUUCUUGGUGUUUGUCACAUCCAUUAUUGCAUAAGAAUACAGAAUAAGUAUUGUAUGAAUAGUUGUUGUAAUUCACCUUGGCAACCAGUAUUAGACUUGUUUGUUGUAUUUAACAGAACACUGUGAUAUUGUUUUAUUGGAAAUCCCAGAUUUUAUUUCACUACUAGACACCGUUUAAGAUUUGUACACAUUGAGUGUAUUUGUAUUGUAAGAUAACCUGUGUUUUAUGUAUGUUAUGGUUGUGUUGGAGAUGAAAGAAUGGAUAUCAUUAUUUAAGUCCAAUGUCUCAAAUUUAUGUUUAUUAAAUGAUAAAACGAAA